GAAGAAGACUUGCGAUGUUUUAGCUAAUGAUCCUAAGUAUGAUAUGUAUGAGACGAUGAAUCAAAUUGCUCUAAUGUACCCUAUCCACCGGCGCAUCAUGUUAAAAAAACUUAUGAAGGGGAAAUCACCCGCCGUACUCAUUGCCAAUAAUGAGGAAAUUAGCAAGUACAAGGUAAAAAGGUUUAAUUCUCCAACACCAAAGAGAUACAGAAAAAUUGCCGGCCCUACCUCGCUUAGUCCGAGAUGA
Messenger RNA from Dovyalis caffra, 247 nucleotides. NCBI's taxonomy places the organism in Eukaryota, Viridiplantae, Streptophyta, Magnoliopsida, Malpighiales, Salicaceae. The record is from the annotation of a GenBank genome assembly.